Penaeus monodon (black tiger shrimp) is the source of this 574-nucleotide messenger RNA. It is a transcript of the gene Rheb, whose product is annotated as GTP-binding protein Rheb homolog. Gene Ontology annotation, molecular function: GDP binding; GTPase activity; GTP binding. The record is from RefSeq and is a predicted model, not a curated record. Gene Ontology annotation, biological process: small GTPase-mediated signal transduction. The coding region runs from base 81 to 488 and encodes 135 amino acids. The transcript is spliced from 5 exons. Gene Ontology annotation, cellular component: plasma membrane. Lineage: Eukaryota; Metazoa; Arthropoda; Malacostraca; Decapoda; Penaeidae.
GCCCCGGGUUCGUUAGCUCAGCGAAUUUAGCGAAUUAUUAGCGAAUUCUUGGUGAAUUUAUGGACGUUUGAGCCACAGUCAUGCCUCCCAAGAACAGGAAGGUGGCCGUUAUGGGAUACAGAAGCGUGGGCAAAUCCUCCUUGUGUAUCCAAUUUGUUGACGGACAGUUUGUGGACAGUUAUGCCCCAACCAUCGAGAACACCUUCACAAAGAAUCUGAGAGUGAGAGGGCAGGAGUAUGGCCUGGAGCUGGUAGACACAGCUGGGGCCGGAUAUGUUCCCAUUGUCUUGGUUGGUAACAAAACAGACCUUCACAUGGAAAUGUUGUACCAAAUCAAGGACCAAAAAUUUCGAAUUGGGAAGGCUGUUUUCCUGGAGACAAGUGCCAAGCAACAUGAGGCUGUAAAUGAUAUCUUCACACGUGUCAUUCUGGAGAUUGAGAAGGCUGACGGCAACAUCAGUCCCGAGGGAAAAUGCAGAGUAUCAUGAAGAUCCUGGUUUAUAGGAUGGACCUUUUGAAACAUCUUUUCCACAAUUAAUUCAUCAAAAUUAUAUAAGAGUUAAAUUUGAAUAGC